Molecule: messenger RNA, 669 nt
Organism: Spodoptera exigua (beet armyworm)
Lineage: Eukaryota; Metazoa; Arthropoda; Insecta; Lepidoptera; Noctuidae
Source: the annotation of a GenBank genome assembly
AUGGUGUUCCUUUCCUGUGAAGAGGAAUGCAAGAAUCUUCGACUAGGGGUUAAUGAUAUUUUAAAAAUGUCAUCUUUGAAUACGUACACCGGUCACUGCCCCGAGUACAAGUAUCGCAUAGGUGACACGUAUGGGUCUACCACUCACAAGAUCCUCCUGGACCCUAGUGUACAGCACUCCGAGAGACUUGUACUGUCUGACAGAACUGCUGAUGACUUCCAGCGGUACACCGUCGCUGCGACAGAAGCGCUAUCAGAAUUUCAAAGGGUUCAACUCAACCAGAGAGCAGCAAGGAACCAGUUAGAAAGAGUGGUCGACUUGCAAGCCGGUAAAGGACAACCUUGGGACCUGGUUGACAGAUUCUCCGCGACAGCCGAGUUUAAGCUUCCAUUAGUCACUGUGCGACCAGAAUGUGCAGGAAUAUUACGUGACGUACCAAUGGAUGAACCAAAAUUAUCACCAGCAUCACAUUCUGUUAGUCCAUACUUCUUGGAAAACAGUCAUCCUGAGAAAUAUAUCAAGAAAGGCUUUUCGGGUCAUGUUCCGUACGGUUUCCAAAGAUUUGGUGAGUCGUCCAAGAAACUCACAAACUCUGCGCUUUGUGACUUUUCGUCGAACUACAGACGAAGACAAAGUACUGAAUGGGCGCCAGUAAACGUUGUCAAGUAA